Messenger RNA from Thlaspi arvense, 1410 nucleotides. The record is from the annotation of a GenBank genome assembly. Lineage: Eukaryota; Viridiplantae; Streptophyta; Magnoliopsida; Brassicales; Brassicaceae.
AUGACUGAACAGCCUCCAAAGAUGAGUAAAAAAACUCUGAAGAAUCAGGAGCUGAGAAAGGUAUCUGUAAGUCCCAAGGACCAGUCUUCCAGGAAGCAUCAGAGGAAGGGGGAAAAUCCUGUUCGUAUUCCACCUCCUACAGAGCAGUCUGCAGAUUUUGUGCUUUCAAAUUCAUGGAUCUGUAAAAAUGCUGCAUGUAGAGCCGUCCUCUCUAUUGAUGACACAUUUUGCAAGAGGUGCUCUUGUUGCAUUUGUCACUUAUUUGAUGACAACAAGGAUCCUAGUCUAUGGUUGGUUUGCACUUCUGAAUCUGCUAAUGGAGACUCCUGUGGUUUGUCCUGUCACAUUGAGUGUGCACUUCAACGGGAGAAGGUGGGGGUUGUUGAUCUUGGCCAAUUGAUGCAGCUAGAUGGGAGUUAUUGCUGUGCAUCUUGUGGUAAAGUUUCAGGGAUACUGGGAUGUUGGAAGAAGCAACUGAACAUAGCAAAAGAUGCUCGACGAGUUGACAUCCUCUGCUACAGAAUAUUCUUGAGUUACAGGCUCCUGGAUGGGACUUCUAGGUUUGAAGAACUGCAUAAAAUUGUUAAAGAAGCCAAGGCCAAAUUAGAAACAGAGGUGGGUCCAGUGAAUGGAGUAUCUGCAAAGAUGGCACGGGGCAUUGUCAGCAGACUUUCUAUUGCUGGUGAAGUCCAGAAGCUCUGCUCUCUUGCAAUUGAAAAGGCAGAUGAAUGGCUGGCUGCUGUUUCUAAUACAAACCCGAAAUGCAGAGAGGGCUCACUUCCUGCUGCUUGCAGAUUUCACUUUGAAGAAGUGACUUCUUCUUCAGUUGUGAUUGUCCUAAUAGAAUUGCCAGCUGCAUCUAGUGAGGACAUUAAGGGAUACAAGCUAUGGUACUGUAGGAGCAGAGAUGAGAUGCAUUCAAAAGAGCCUAUUUCUGUUUUUCCCAGAGCACAAAGAAGGAUUUUGAUAUCCAAUCUGCAAACCUGCACAGAGUAUUCAUUUCGGAUAAUUUCUUACACAGAGGCUGGUGAUCUGGGACAUUCUGAGGCCAAGUGUUUCACCAAGAGCAUUGAGAUAAUUCAUAAAAAUGCCAGUUCAUCUGCCAUGAGCCAUAAGAGUGAGAAUCCUCACGUAGAAGGAAGUUCUGAAGCCAGGGGGGAAACCAAGAUUCCAGCUGCUGUUGGGUCUUCUCCCGGCUUCAAGGUCCGAGACCUUGGAAAGAUCCUCCGCCUAGCUUGGGCUCAAGAACGAGGCUUAUUCGAGAGCUUUUCUGGGAUAGAUAUAGAAGAAUGCUGUGCAGUUAAUAAUAACACAACUCAAACUGACGGGACUUCUAAAGAUCAAUUGCCAUCUGUUUCACGGGGGCUUGAUCUAAACGUUGCCUCAGUGCCUGAUCUGAACGAAGAGCUA